Molecule: messenger RNA, 990 nt
Organism: Effrenium voratum
Lineage: Eukaryota; Dinophyceae; Suessiales; Symbiodiniaceae
Source: the annotation of a GenBank genome assembly
GGUCCCUGAGCCACAACGGCCCGCUCCGUCACCACCUACCACUGCUACACCCACAGUUUCACCACCUGCACCAACGCCCAACCAACCAGUUGCACCGCAGCCCCCCAUUGCUGGGGUACAAGGUAAGGGACUCUCACCCAUCGAUGCCGCCUGUAGUGAUGGCAAAGGAAUGAUGUUCAAGGGAAAGGAUGGCAAGGACGGCAAAGACGGCAAACAUGGCAAGGACUUUUACGGCAAGGAUGGCAAGGACUUCAAAGGCAAGGACGGCAAGGGAGAUGGCAAGGUCGGCAAGGAUGGCCAACAGGGGAAAAAUGACCACGACACGCAGAAUCCUGGGGCCAACCCCACUCCAGGCCCCGCCACUGCCCCCCCGGUCACCACUACGACCAAUACGAUGCCGGCACCGUCGGCUCCCGAAGCCCAACCUCCACAGCUCCCCGCCAAUGCAUUGAGCCGGGAUAGCACGACCACUUCUAACCCAACCACCCUCGGCACUCAGGCACCUCAGAUGGCACAGUCCACCCAGCCCACGCAUCUCACCCUGCGGUCACACUCUGGCCCUGAGCCUACCACUGACGCAUUCUCGCGUCGAGGUUGGCCCUGGCCUGUCGACGUCGACUCGGCGGCACAUCCCGUAUCGGCGAUGAUUGCCUUCCAAGUACAGCAGCUUGAGUUACAGCUGCAAGACAGCCGGAUCCAACAACGUGAAGGGCUUCGAUCGCUGCGGCUGGCCAACCGGGCAUGGCAGCGUGCAAACCCCCCCGCGGGCAGCACGCUCAAUCCAGUGCCACGUGAACUCGUCGACGAGCUCCUCUCAGCGUUCCAGGACCAUGAAAACCAGGUGGUCAGCUUAGUAGACCGUGUGCACGCAGGCAACGCCAACCUUACGGCCGAUGACGUGGUUUCGUCGUUGCACCACAUUCGAUUGUCAGCUUCCUUGCUUCGUAGCACCUUGGUGCGCGCGGCGGGUCAGUGACUACCCGGCAUCAC